AUGCUGUUCAAGAUCUCGCCCAAGGCGCUUGCGCUGUCUUUGCUGGCGGUCAGUGCGCAGGCUGGUCGAGUUCGCUUGCAAUCUCGUGCCACCUCUUUCGACUUCCAUGCCGACAAAGUGCGCGGUGUUAACCUCGGAGGUUGGCUUGUAUUGGAACCCUGGAUUACACCUUCAAUCUUUGAUGAGGCCGGUGAUGCUGCCGUCGACGAAUGGACCUUGACAGAUGUCCUGGGCAAGGAUGAGGCCAAGGCUCGGCUUUCAAAGCACUGGAGCUCUUUUGUUUCGCAGGACGAUUUUGCGCGCAUGGCUGCAGCGGGACUGAACCAUGUUCGAAUUCCCAUCGGAUAUUGGGCCGUGGCGCCGAUCGACGGAGAACCGUACGUCGACGGUCAGUUGGAAUAUCUGGACAACGCCAUCUCUUGGGCCAGAGCUACUGGCCUAAAGGUCUUGGUUGAUCUGCAUGGUGCACCGGGCUCUCAAAAUGGCUUUGACAACAGCGGACGUAAAGGCGCUAUCAAUUGGCAGCAAGGAGACACUAUUCAGCAGACCCUUGAGGCGAUCGACAUCUUGGCCGAGCGUUAUGCCCCGGAGGAUGAUGUUGUGAGCUCUAUUGAAGCUAUCAAUGAGCCUAACGUCCCCGGCGGCUUGAGUGAGGCCGGCCUACGAGAUUACUACGACGAAGUGUUUGACAAAGUCCGCGAGUACAACGCGAACAUCGCAGUGAUCUUUGGGGAUGGCUUCCUGCCCGUGGAAAGCUGGAAUGACUUUGGCGUUGGCGAUGAAAAUACGGCGAUUGACUCCCACCACUACCACAUGUUCGACAACGGGCUCCUUGCUCAAGAUAUCAACGGCCACAUCAACAACGUCUGCCAAUAUGCGCACCAGCACCUUCUUGCAUCCAACCGGGCUGUUUUUGUCGGGGAGUGGACCGGCGCCCUGACUGACUGCACCAAGUACCUCAACGGAAAGGGUGUCCUCGCUCGAUACGACGGUACCUUUGCCUCCGACACCAAGCUGGGUGACUGCUCCAACAAGUACAAGGGCUCUGUGGCGGAUCUUCCCGCGGAGGAUCAAGAGAACAUUCGACGCUUCAUCGAGGCCCAGCUGGACGCCUACGAGCUCAAAUCGGGCUGGCUGUUCUGGACCUGGAAGACCGAGGGCGCACCAGGAUGGGACAUGUCGGAUCUGCUCGAGCACGGAGUCUUCCCUGAGCCUCCCAUGGACAGGAAAUACCCGAAACAAUGUGCCUAA
Aspergillus melleus is the source of this 1251-nucleotide messenger RNA. RefSeq names its product glucan 1,3-beta-glucosidase (gene exg1). The coding region runs from base 1 to 1251 and encodes 416 amino acids. Gene Ontology annotation, cellular component: cell surface; extracellular region. Gene Ontology annotation, biological process: glucan catabolic process. Gene Ontology annotation, molecular function: glucan exo-1,3-beta-glucosidase activity. The record is from RefSeq and is a predicted model, not a curated record. NCBI's taxonomy places the organism in Eukaryota, Fungi, Ascomycota, Eurotiomycetes, Eurotiales, Aspergillaceae. The transcript is spliced from 3 exons.